Molecule: messenger RNA, 1356 nt
Organism: Drosophila innubila
Lineage: Eukaryota; Metazoa; Arthropoda; Insecta; Diptera; Drosophilidae
Exons: 4
Coding region: 23-625 (200 amino acids)
Source: RefSeq, a predicted model, not a curated record
UACAUCUGGCAGCUUCUGAUGCAUGUUGAGUGACCGAUGCGGCGCAGGAUCGAUACUGGUAUCGUCCUGGGUCACCAGUCUCCGAGGCUCAAAACUAACCACGGCCAACACACAUCCACAGCAAACACAGAAAUUGAACUAUCGUCACGGCUACCACCAGGCUAUGGAUACAGUCGGUACGUCCCGAACUGCACCAACCGCAACGAGAGCAUCCUCCGAUGCCAAAAGGAAUAUAUGGUCGGCAAAAAUCAUCUUCGUGCUUCUCGGACUCCACAACACACUGCGCAAUUAUGGGCCACCUUCUGUGCCGCAUAAGACUUCAGAAAUAGCCACGAUUUUAAAAACCGUGAGCUCUUUCAAUUGGGCGCCAUAUUGUUACGAACUGCUUGUCACUCUGUGGGCCGCGCCGGCUGGCUCAUCGGUUCUCAGGGUAGGGGUCCCAUCCCUGGCCCGCAGUCCGAACAAUCGAUUACAUCAUCGAUACACAAACAGCUGUGGCGAACGGAACUACACAACACUACAACAAAAGACGACGGAAAUCCACAACAUAAACAACAAAACCUGCAAUCAACAACAAAACGGAUCCCGGUUCCGGACCCAGGCGUACCCGCCCUGCCUGAGAUGACACCACUCCGUCAUCUCCCUCAUGUUGGCCACCGAAUGGACCUACUUCAUCCUGUGUUGGCCAUCGUGUUUCUCCCUCCCCCCUACAGCAAUAAUUAUACGGACAUUUUCAUGUUCAGAUGGGUAUAAUUUGUGUUAUUUCCUUAUUUAUAUAUACAUUGCGGUCGAACAUCCUUAAUCUCUAACAUCUUUUAUAUUUCAUGUGUGUACAUUUCUUCCUUGCUACACGAAACCACAGACGAGGAACGAAAACAUGGCCAUCAACAUAAAUAAUGGCAUAUACAAAUCUGCACCGUAAAUGUGCGACACAAGGCUGUUGCGGAGACGCCGCGGGACAAAUAUAUAUAUAUAUAUAUAUAUGUUUAUACGUAUGUAUGUUAUGGAAUGGUAUGUCAAGGUUAAAUGUGAAUCGCUUAAUAUUACCUUAGCCUGCCUAAAGAGCUCUCUGGGUGGUUUAAGGGGCGAUGUAAGGGUAGAGUAUAUGUAUAUAUUUAUAAAUGUUUAUAUAUAUAUAUAUAUGUUUAUCUGUCAAUCUAUGUGUGCUUGUGAUUAUAAUUAAAUCUCAUUAUAUACUUAAAUGUAUAUAAAUAUCUGUCAAAUAUUAAUCAUGUCGUUAUCGUCCCUACUCUGUUUGUCUUGUUUUCAAUUUUAAUUUGCAUUUUAAUUAAUUUUAUAUUCUUUUUAGCUUAGCUUGAUUUUUACUGCGAUUUUUACAUCAUUUAAAUUUAAUUA